GUGGUUCAAAUUCUGACACACACACUCCGCAUGCAUCCUUUCACAAGGACACAUGGCAGCAUGGUGUUGGUGCACAGAGGUAGUACUCUAUUCAUCUGCAAAGGGAUGUGACUUGUACCAUUAUGUUAGUUGAGGGUAAUAAAAACCCCAUGGGCUGUCCUCUCACCUCUUCACUAGUUCCCAAAGUUAGAAUUUUCAAAACCCUUUCACUCUCCCUUUCUGGUUCUAACGAUAUGUUACUCCGAUGUUUGUCUCUAGUGUUGUUGGUUCCUAGACGUCGUUGCCUCUUUCCGAUUCCAAGUUUCAAAAUCCACAUUAUUCUUCGACGAUCGAUGCUUGUCCACUAAAUCUCUGUAAAUACAUCUGAAUUCUCAUUUUUUUUUUUGUGAUUUUUUAUUUUCGUUGCCACUUUUGGCCUUUGUGCCAUUGUUUUUGGUGAUUCGCACCGUUUCCUACCCUUUUCCUAGAGUUGUUUUGUUUUUCCUUUUUUUGGUCUCUGUUAUGGGUAAGUUUCAUGCCCUAAUUGAUACUCCAGAGGCAAUGGCCUUGUUCUAUUGUGAUUUUGGGAUUUUGGACGAUGUUAACCUUGCAUUGGCGAAGGUUGAUGCCAAGCGCAUGUAAAUGAGGUCCACCGUUACGUUUCCCGUUGUUGCCAUUGUCGAAGGAGGGGUAAGGUUCCCAUUGGACCCCUUGGUUCGCCGUUUUCUUUACCAAGUUCAACUAACCUUAAUGCAAGUGUCUAUAAACCUUUUUCGAGUGAUCUGUGGUGUUUCUACUCUAAAUAUAAGACUGGGUUUGUACUUAGAUGUUUGGGAUAUCCUGGGCUACUACACCAUUUCUCAUAACAAGGACCACAAUACAUAAUACCUUCGUGUUUGUUCCAUUGAUUCCCAUCUAGUUACUAACUUGCCUAAUUGUGACAAACACGAUGAUGACUUCUUUCAAAUCGGAGGAAACUGGGAGUUCCCUGUCGGAACCAAGAUUCAAACUGAACGGAUGCCCCCAAAAGAUGGAUAUUCAGCCUUCUAGCUACCAAAGGAGGCCGAACCGCGAGAAUACUGAAGCGAUUAGAGAUGUCCUGAGGUAAAAGAAGAGAUCUGCCCUUGAAUUGUUGGAUUACCAAGCUACCUACCAAACCACUAUCCCAAAGAAACCUAGACUUGUUGCCACAUUAUUCGAUUCCGAUAUCGAAAUAAAGACAGCUUCUACCCUAUCGAUUAACAAUUGCCACCAUACCAGGAGCCAAUCCACUGAGAGGACCCCUUCUCCUGUCCCAAUUUUGUAAAAGUUAGAUCGAUGGCAAAGAGAAGGGUACUUGUGGACUUGGAGGUGGAGGUUUUUGGUUCCUUUUCUGCCUUGGAGACUGCUAGAGUCAAGAUCGAGCUGAAGAGUUUACUAGAGAUGAAGCUUGAAAGGAAAGUUGCUAGCCCUUAUACUGUUGUUCCUAAGAGUGAGAGCUUGGUUGCUGAACGGGCCAAGAAAAGAAUGAGAGAAACUGGAAAAGAUAAGGUUAGUAAGGCUUCUGAGAAGGUUAUCGUUGAUGAGUCCUUUGAGCAAUAGGAACCUCCAAUGUUGUACCAAGGCAAACCUAUUUUUAUUUCUGAUUCAGUUGUUGGGUCUAGUAAACUCGCUUUUGAUCUAACCAAGACCCUACUUCUAUCCAUAGAUAUGGCAGACCAUAAUGGACCUUAUGACAUUCUAAUCAUGAAGGGGACUUUCCAAGUGAUGACCGAUUGUAUUCAGAGGAUGCAUCUUUCUAUAACUCGUAUUGAAACUCUAGAGAAGGUCGUACUGCAGGCGGCUAUGAGUAAUGACAGGUUAAAUGUGGACCUAGAGAACGAGAAAAAGGGCCAAAGAGCCGUGAAACGUGAAGUUUUUUGGCUGAAUAAGGUUGAUGUUGCUGCUAAGAAGUCCAGGGUUACUGCCAUUGAGACGCAAACAAAGCUUGAAGGAAUGGUUGUCGAGCUGGAGGCCAUUAUUGCUAUUAUGGUAGCCGAGCAAACCACUUGGAGGCUAAGUGUUAGCAACAGGGCUGGGAUGAAACUGGUGCGACUUGUAAAGAGAAAGAACUUGUUUUUCACGACAAGCUCUUCCUGAAAUGAUAGAUGAAUGCCCUGAUCACCGUUGAGGUCCUUGAAGAGUCUCCCUUGUUUGAAGAUAUCCCUAUUCCCUCUAAGUCUUCUGCUCUCAAAGCUAUUGUAACCGCACAAUCCAAGAUCUCUCCAGGAGCUGGCUUUACUACCAUGACCCCAGAGAAGGAUACUGCCCAGAAAUCAAUGGAAGUUGAUGAAGGCAAGGCCUAGGUGGGAAGUGCUACAGAUGGAGGAAUUUCUGAAGCUUCUGUUGCUUAAGACGUUGGUAAUACCUCCGCUUCUCCUUCCAAGGCAGUUCCAAAUGAAGUUGUGGUCACUGUUGUUGAAGAACCCUCUAUCAAUCCCAAUAAAUAAAGUGGCUUUUGACUCAGCUUUAUUUUCUUCUUUUUGCUUUUUCCUUUUAAUAUACUAGAGCUCGGUCUGUCUGACAAGUUGCCUCUUUGAUCUUUAAGACAAUAUUUCUUUUCUGAUGUUUGUGAGGCCAUUGUGCCUCUUUAUCUUUGCAAUUAAAGUUAGUGUUUUGCUUUCAUGCCUAUGCUAUUUGCCCCUGGCCGAGCAUUACUGGGACUAUCGGGCCAAACAGACGCUUGGUCUGAUCAUAUGAUAUGUUUUCGUGAAUAUGCUUGAAUGUAGUAGAGUCAAAUAAGAAUGUCUUACUUAGGUCCAGGUUUUGUAUGAAAAAACAGUUGUUUGCCCCUACCUGGAAUUGAGCAAAACUUGAGCUGGAA
This is a messenger RNA of Camellia sinensis, 2821 nucleotides long. RefSeq lists its product as uncharacterized. The record is from RefSeq and is a predicted model, not a curated record. NCBI's taxonomy places the organism in Eukaryota, Viridiplantae, Streptophyta, Magnoliopsida, Ericales, Theaceae.